This is a messenger RNA of Pyricularia grisea, 2027 nucleotides long. RefSeq lists its product as uncharacterized. The transcript is spliced from 3 exons. Bases 132 to 2027 code for a protein of 631 amino acids. Lineage: Eukaryota; Fungi; Ascomycota; Sordariomycetes; Magnaporthales; Pyriculariaceae. The record is from RefSeq and is a predicted model, not a curated record.
CUCUGCUUGCUUGGCCAUUGGGGGCCGCUCGAUAAAAAUUCCAACACGGGGUUUUUUUUUCACUCUUUUAUUCAUUUUUUGACUUUUACUUUUAAACAUCUUCAACCCCCUCCACCUAACCCUCUCUGGCCAUGUCUAAUUAUAAUGCCAUCGGCGUCGUACUCACUAUUCAUGGUGACGAUUACUACUUUGAGACGUCAUCUUCUCCGCUUGCUCAAAUCCCGCCAGACUCGAGCUGCGAUGACGACUUCUCCCUUGCUGCCUUGUGGAAUUUCCAUGACGAGUACUUUAGUCUCGUGGAACUCUUUGAGGUAAAGAUUCAGCUCGAGGAGGCGGAUGAGAAUGUCUGGGAUCCGGCUUUUGCAGAGACCAUCAUCCUACGGGCGACUCGACAAGUGCAGCUUGCCACAGACAUCAAGUCUCACCGGGUGGUCUGCGUCGUGGACGAUGCCAAAAAUCUUGCCCAGGGUCCCUGCGUAAUCCAAAACCGCACAGGCAAAGUCUUCCAAGCCUUCAAGCUGCAAAGGGACACAUACAAGGCGUUUGUAGGUGGAGUCUUGCGGGUUGACAAGCCGCCAGCGCCUGUGACAUAUCGCUGGCAUACCUCUUCUGAUCGCAUACCCGUACCCUACAGCCAACCAGUAACCCCAGAAGAACUACCAAGUAAGCCCCUGAGCGGGCUCCGCUUCGCCGUCAAAGACACCAUUGACAUCGCAGGCCUGGAGACCAGAUGUGGCAGCUCGGCGUGGGCAAACACGUACCCGGCGCGCACCGAGACGGCCGAGUUCGUGACGCGGCUCGUCGAGGCGGGCGCCCUCCUCGUCGGCAAGCUGCGCUGCGAUCAGCUCUGCGACGCCCAGGACCCGCUCGAGCGGUCAGAGGAGGAGACGCCCUGGAACCCUCGGGGCGACGGCUUCCAGAAGCCCUCGGGCUCGUCGUCCGGGUCAGCCGUUGCCUGCGCCGCCUACCCCUGGCUCGAUUUCACCAUCGGCGGCGAUACGGGAGGCAGCAUUCGACACCCCGCCGCCGUCAACGGGGUCUACGGUCUACGGACGUCGCUUGGGUCCGUCUGCAGCAGCGGCCUCGUCGCCUGCGCGCGGAUGGACACCGUAGGGCCGCUGGCACGAUCGGCCGAGGUCCUGGACAGGGUCGCGCGCGUCAUGACCUCGAGCGAAGGACCAUCCCUCCCUGCCCAGGCGACGUUGGAAUCCACUCCGCGCUUCCGCCUCGUGGUGCUCACGGACUCGUACCACACUGCCGCCGCAGGAGUGCGCUUCUUCCCGCCCGAGGACUUCCCCGACGUCCCGAACAAGGCAGCCCUGGGCGUCUUCAGCGAGGUCCUGCGUCGAGUGGAGCAAAUGUCGGGCGAGGCUCGGUGGCACGUCAACCCGCACGAGGUCUGGCGCAAGACGCACCCGGCGGGCAUGGCUGACGACCUGGCCCAGGCGACGCGGGACAUAUACCCGCGGCUUGUGUACGGCGACCUGUGGCGGGACGUCGUCACCCCUCUGGACAGGGACCACCGGGCCCGGCACGGCGGGGAGGCUGCGCACCUGGAGCCGCUGCUCAAGGCGCGGCUCGAGUUCGCGGCGCGAGUCACGCAGGCCGAGUACGACGAGACCGCCGCCGACUUUGACAGGUUUCGAGACUGGGUCAACGAGGAGCUGCUGCCUUCGCCGGCCCAGAACGGCGGCGAGAUCCCGCUCGUCGUGUUCCCGCAGUCGUGGGGUCUACCGCAGUACCGCGACGACGCAGCACCCACCCGGGCCCGACCUCAAGACCUCUUCUUCCAGACUGCAUUUUCGGCCUACUCGCUCAGCUACUGCUCCGGCUGUCCCGACGCCACCGUACCCGUCGGACAGGUGCAGGUGCACUCGAGGGUGACCGAGACUGAGGUCGGGCUGCCCGUGGCGUUGUCGUUCCUGGCGCCCAAGGGAUCAGACUUGCAGCUUUCUGCAAUUUUGAAGAUGUUUGAGGAUUCAGGAGUGUUUAAACCUGUCUGUUGUGGGAGGAAAUUAUACCCCUGA